CGUUCACAUUCAUAUAUAUUUAGGUCAUUCUAGUUGUUUUAUCGUUAGUUUAUCCUCUCUAAAUGGCUCAACCACUCCCCAAUAUGUUUCCUGGUGUUGCGGUAGUCACUGGUGCAGGUGGAACUGGAAUCGGCGCUGCAACUACAAGAGCCUUUGCUGCAGCUGGGUGUACACAAAUCGCUAUUACAGACCUCAACGAAAAGUCUCUGCAACAAAUAGCAGAAGUCAUCACAUCAACAUAUCCUGAAGUACGGCUGCUGGUAAAGGCCGGGGACGUGGCAGACGACCAAUUCGCAGAUUCAUUCAUUGAUGCAGUUGUACAAGAAUUCGGACGAGUGGACUAUGCUGUGAACUGUGCAGGUGUCCUUGGCCAAUCUUUGCGCUCGGCAGAGAUGUCACUUGAAGAAUUCGACCGCGUUAAUAACAUCAACUACCGAGGCUGCUGGCUCUCAUCUCGCGCAGAGCUUAGGCAGAUGGUCACACAAAGUGGACUCCCCAGCCAUGAUACCAAUCGUCCACCUCAGCGUGGUGCUGUGGUAAAUGUCGCCAGCCAACUUGGCAUUGUCAGUCGCCCAGGUGCUCCUGCAUACUGUGCAUCUAAGGCUGCUGUUAUUGGAAUGACACGUGCAGAUGCUAUCGAUUACUCCAAAGAUGAAAUUCGAGUCAACUGUGUCUGCCCUGGCGUCAUCGAAACGCCACUAGUAAUGAAGAAGCCUGAGGUCCGUGAGGCCAUUAUGCCAGCAGUAGAGACUGCACCAAUGAAGAGAAUGGGUCAGCCGGAAGAGGUGGCUGAUGCAAUUCUUUUCUUGUGUUCAACACAGGCAUCGUUCGUACAGGGUCAUGCUAUGGUGGUUGAUGGUGGAUAUAUAACGGUCUAGCUACACGUUGAUAUGACAGGAUACAGAUAACACAACUUGGAAUGUUCAAAUGCUUGAAAGGCAC
Molecule: messenger RNA, 942 nt
Organism: Penicillium samsonianum
Lineage: Eukaryota; Fungi; Ascomycota; Eurotiomycetes; Eurotiales; Aspergillaceae
Product: SDR family NAD(P)-dependent oxidoreductase
Exons: 3
Coding region: 63-878 (271 amino acids)
Source: RefSeq, a predicted model, not a curated record